Molecule: messenger RNA, 1248 nt
Organism: Conger conger (European conger)
Lineage: Eukaryota; Metazoa; Chordata; Actinopteri; Anguilliformes; Congridae
Gene: fundc2
Product: fun14 domain containing 2
Exons: 5
Coding region: 279-716 (145 amino acids)
Biological process (GO): autophagy of mitochondrion
Cellular component (GO): mitochondrial outer membrane
Source: RefSeq, a predicted model, not a curated record
ACUAAACCAGCUCAAGUGCGGGGAACCUGCUCAGUUAUAUCAUAUUAAAACAAACCCAGCAAAUUAAACAUUUUCUCUUACAAUUUCAAUUCUUCGAUGCAAAAACACAAAAACUCUUACAGAUCAGUUGCACAAAUUAGUUCGUAAACUUGUUUUGCUCUAAGUCGCCUGUGGUGGAGGAAUCGCCUACAGUAGCCGACUGACGUCCAUCAAGCUUGGCUCAUAACACCAAUGCGUCACCGCGCAACUGCGUCCGGGUUCAACUUUAAACCACAAAAAUGCCGGAGCUGAGAGAGACGAGUGAGGAGGCCUUAUCGGAACUGACGGAAUAUGCCAAGAAACAAAAAUGGUGGAAGAAGGUCUUUGGCAAGGAUUCUGGGCAGGACAAGUCUUCAGUGGCCACUCAGCUUGUGGUAGGAGGAAUCACGGGCUGGUGUGCAGGGUAUCUGUUCCAGAAGGUGGGGAAGCUUGCAGCUGCAGCAGUUGGAGGAGGUUUCAUUCUGCUUCAGGUUGCGAAUCAUACGGGGUACGUGACGGUGGACUGGAAGAGGGUGGAGAGGGACGUGAACAAGGCCAAGAGACAGCUGCAUCUCAACACCCAGAGGCCCCCGAAGGAGGUGCGGACAAAGGUGGAGCAGGCUCAAAUGUUUGUGAAGAAGAACAUGGUUCUCACCGGAGGAUUCGCUGGGGGCUUCCUACUGGGCCUGGCAUCUUAGGAAAUGUAUUUCUUGUUUAUUCUCUUUUAAAAGAUUCUUCGUUUUCUUAGUGUGCAUAUAUUACACACAAUCGAUCACGUGUAGAUUUAAAAUAAAGUAUUUUUGCAUCUUAAAAAGAACAUUCUGAAAGCUUGAUGUGCAAAUAUAGGCUUUUAAAAAGUUGUUCACAUUAAGAAUCAGCUUGUACUUUUUUUUUUUUUUUUUUAGAUUGCUUAAGCAUGGCCAAAGGACAUGUAAUUCAGUUUAAUAUUUAAUUUGCAAUGUAUGCUGUUCAUUUAUAGUAAUGAAAUGUGGAAAGACAGUAUGUAAAGGUGUGUAUGCAGCUCUUGGAUUGAGCAGCAUUUUUCCCAGGGUAUUUCUCCUGCUCACACAGGAUGGCACUGAUCGUUCUCCCAGCACAGACGGGAUUUUAAUAAAUGAAUUACAGUGGUAAUCAGAUGUUAUUAAUGCUUAUGUAAUAUCAGUGGAUAUCAAAGCAUAGUAAAGUUCCAGCGUAAGAAUGUUAAAAAUGUAUUAAAGUUACUGGAUGACA